AUGCGAACCACAUAUCCUCAUGGAAAUCCAAGCUGUCCCAUGGGUGAGGAGCGUAUCACUAAUUUCCGAGGAAUGCCACAUCAUGAAUUAGUUUCUGUCCUAAGAGAUUGUCCUAUUGGAUUUUGGGCUAAACUGAUUGUACGGAGGAAUUCACCGAAGCACAGGUCACGCACUCCAUCAGCAGCAUUUCGCUAUGGUGAACAGAGGCCUAGUCCAGCUCCAACAUUGAUGCCACGAUCGAAAACCCCAGCACCACAUCCUCCGCGACCUACGAAAGCCUAUCCUCAUCCUUCUGUAUUACUGCCUGCAACUAGUCAGGGCCUAACCAUUUCAAACGGUGGAGUGGUUAGUGCUCAUGCGUCUGGCAAUACGAUCCCAAGGCAACAUGAGCGGCAUCCGAAUGAGGAUAUUUAUGAGAAUUUUUCGAAUUUGCGACCUUCAUCGACGAGUUUGGGAUUUGCGACGCCUAAUUACAUGCCAAUGGCCUCUCUUGCAACUUCAACUGUUGAGACGGUAACAGUUAAUCUGAUCAGGAAGCCAAAUGGAUUUGGUUUUCGAGUCGUCGGUGGAACUGAAGAAGGGACGAACAUUACAGUUGGUCAGGUGGUACCUGGAGGUGCUGCAGCAGACGAUGGUCGCUUACAUCAGGGCGAUGAAAUUAUUGAAAUUAGUGGCAAGAAUGUUGAAGGUGAAAGCCAUGCAAUGGCUGUACAGCUAAUGCAGAAAGCAGCUGCUAGUGGACACGUCAAAUUGGUUGUUCGUCGUCCUAAAACUGGAGAUUUGUCACGUUCAACCUCUGCUCCAGUUAAUCAGUUGAGUGCGACAUCUGCUACCUAUGAUGUUAUACUGAAUCGAAAUCAUGGUGAUAGUUUCGGUUUUGUUAUCAUAUCUUCUCUGAACAAUAACGGAAGUACUAUCGGACGAAUAGUGGAAGGAUCACCAGCAGCUCUUUGCGGACAGUUGCGCGUGGGCGAUCGAGUAGUGGCCGUUAAUGGCAUUGACAUUAUCCAGUUACCCCAUAACGACAUUGUUACGCUAAUUAAGAAGUCUGGUUUAUCAGUAAGGUUGACAAUAUCGCCUUCAAUAUCAGGCUGUCCCUUAGGUUCUUCAACAUCCUAUUAUUCAACUUCACAUAUUGGACCGAUCGCCACCUAUGGACAUUCAUCCUAUCCUUCCUUCCACACAAAUCAAUUUGACCCAUCGCACAGUCAUUCUUUUGAUGUUCCUCAAUACAGACAUCCAGCAGGAAAUGGUUACAUCACCAGAACAUCACCGAUACCUCCAGAAGCGGAACAAAUUUUUAUAAAUGUUGAAUUGAAUCGUGGGCCGAAAGGUUUUGGUUUUUCAAUUCGUGGUGGACAAGAAUUUGACUCGAUGCCAUUGUUUGUCUUACGAAUUGCGGAAGAUGGACCAGCAGCAUUAGAUGGUCGCUUAAAGGUUGGCGAUCAACUGAUGGAAAUUAAUGGACAGUCAACACGUGGUAUGACUCACACUAAUGCAAUCCAAAUUAUCAAACAAUAUCCGAAUGUUAGAUUAUUGGUCAGGAGACCGCAAGAUAAAAUUAAGGCAGAGAUAGCUUGUUUCCCUAUUGCAUAAUGAUCAGGUUUUAAGUUGAUAAGUUUAAAAUAAAUGUAAUAGGUUGUCUAUGGUGAUAAGUUCUUUGUUCCUGCUGUUAUUGUUUGAUUUGCUCUAUUCGUAUCAGUUUUUUUUCUUGGUAAUUAU
This is a messenger RNA of Loa loa (African eye worm), 1722 nucleotides long. RefSeq names its product PDZ domain-containing protein. Lineage: Eukaryota; Metazoa; Nematoda; Chromadorea; Rhabditida; Onchocercidae. The transcript is spliced from 9 exons. Bases 1 to 1596 code for a protein of 531 amino acids. The record is from RefSeq and is a predicted model, not a curated record. Gene Ontology annotation, molecular function: protein binding. Gene Ontology annotation, biological process: signal transduction. Gene Ontology annotation, cellular component: cytoplasm.